Molecule: messenger RNA, 2269 nt
Organism: Girardinichthys multiradiatus
Lineage: Eukaryota; Metazoa; Chordata; Actinopteri; Cyprinodontiformes; Goodeidae
Gene: sgo1
Product: shugoshin 1
Exons: 10
Coding region: 172-2025 (617 amino acids)
Biological process (GO): meiotic chromosome segregation
Cellular component (GO): chromosome, centromeric region; nucleus
Source: RefSeq, a predicted model, not a curated record
CAUGUCAAAUUCCACCAAUCAGCAGUCGCGGCUCUCAAUUCGAACGCUAACCUUCCGAAGAAGUUAAAACAGUUGUUCUUUUGCUGCCUUGUUUUCCUAAUUUAGUCAAGUACUUCAUUGUAGAGAAAGAAAGUAAAAAUUAUCGUGAAUUAUAUGCUCUGAUCUUGAGCCAUGAGAGAGCGAGAGAGAGUCCAGAAGAAGUCCUUCCAGGAGAGUCUGGAGGACAUCAAGGAGAGGAUGAAGGAGAAGAGGAACAAACGGCUGGCUAAUGCUGCAGCUCCAAGCAGGGGGCGGUCAAGAAUUAUAAACAAAACCACCGCACCCAGUUCUGCACAAACCAUCCUUAAAGGUGUGCAGCAGAACAAUAAGGCGCUAGCCGUGGCCCUGCAAACUGAGAAGGAGAAAGUGAGGCAGGCCAACGCAGUGAUCCUGCAGCUGAAGAGGGAGCAGCAAGCCAUGUUCCUUCACCUGCUUCUGCUCAAGAGGAAGCUCAAAGAACAGGAAGCCUUAGCAAUAAGUGCUUCACAGACUAAACCAGCAGGGAUCCAAGAGGAAACCCCAAACGUUCAGAAUUUACCAAGGAGGAAGGGAAGCAGCCAUCAGCUCAUUACGUGUGAUGCUUCACCAAUUUGUGCAGAUUCCCCCCAUUUUAAAAAGAAUGGACUCAUUCACUGUGACGAAGAGGUUAUUUUGCCAUCCACGGUGGGUGUGAGGCGUCGGAACGCCGACAGAAGAAGCAGGAGGCAGCCUGAGCGUGUGCAAGAACAACGGUUGUUGAGCAACGCAGACCCAGUUGCUGUUCUCAGAGCUAUAAUACCAAGCCCUAUUCGCAGUGACAGUGGAGAUCCGAAUCAAAACCACCAAGGAGCUGAACCAGAGGCAGGAGAUGUCAGUGACACCGAGGAGUUGCACCACUCUACUCCUGAGCCAGUCCGUCCUAAAAAAACACAACCGCAGCCUGGUAGGAAACAAACCCAGCCACAGCCUCGCUCCAAUCGAGAACCAGCUUCACGGAAACCCGACAGAGGCCGCAAACCCGAUCGUGUCCUGUUAAAGAAACCCUGGGAGAAUCCCAAACCCAGAGCCCGCUCCAAGAGUCGGGACCGCUCGGCCACACGGAGCAAAGCAGCUCCUCCUCCGCAGAGCAACAAGCUUAACACCUCGCUGGGAUUCAAUGACACGUUUGACUUUGACUGUGAAGAAACGGUCCACAUUACGCCGUUUAAGGCAAAAGCUGAGGAGAAUCAGCCUGCCACAUCCAUUAAUGAAGAGAACCAAGCAGAAGUCUCUGGGGCUGUUCCCAAACAGAGCAAAUCCAGCUCAUCAUCACCAUCCUCAGAAUCAGAGGACAGCUUGUAUGUCCCUCAGAAGACGAGGCGGAGACGGUCUUCUCCCGUUAAAACCAAAGUCAUCGCCACUCGCAGAGGUCGGCAUUCACAGGUUGUCAGGAAAAAGGAAAACAUUCCUCCAACUCCAGAGAUCUCUGUCUUCAGGGAUGAAGAGUCGAACUUCAAGGUGGCAGAUUCUGGAAAGGAUCCUCCGAGGGACGACAUUGAGGGUUUCCCUACUGUGAGCCCUCUGUUUGAGGCCGAGAUGAUGAGAAUAGACACCGUCCUGUCCAAUUUUGGAGAACCCUCUUGUGAAGGUUCUUCUCUUUCAUCAAGCCAAAAACUAAGUCUUAAAACAUGCCAGAAACGUGGGGCUGGUGUAAGGUCAGCAGGGCGGGGCUUGAGUCUGUGUGAUGUGACCAAUAUGUCCCCCGCAGCCUACCGUAAUUUCUCCUGCAGUGGUCCACGCCGCUCUGAUGCUAACGCUCGCAAACGCCGCUGCACCAUGACGGUAGACUAUAAGGAGCCCUCAUUAAAUGCAAAACUUCGCCGCGGGGACAAGUUUACAGACCUGCAGUUCCUCCGCUCUCCUGUUUUCAAACAGAAGUCUGGCAGGAGGUCUGUGCAGAAAUCCAGGAAGUCUUGCAGCCAGCAGCCGUUUGAGAAAUAUAAUGAGUCUUUUGUUGGAUGCCACUGAAAGCAUCUUGUUUGACAUUUGUUUCCUUAGAGGAUCCUCAUUUUUAAAUCUCUGAAGGAGAGGAAGUGUGAUGGAAUUUUUUAUUGUAAAUUUCUCUUUUCUUGUAUUUGUCUCGCCUUAAAUGUAUUUGGAUAUUCUCCAAAGAUGGUGAGAUUAUCAUCAUUUUAAUCUAUAAUUAGAUCCAACAUCAGUGUAACGUUAAUUUUUAAUUGUGCUCUAUGUGACAAUAAACUUUUAAAAUUAA